AUGAAUAUUGAUGAAUCUCCAGAAAUAAAACAAAAUCCACUUGAAGUACCCGAGAGUAAUCGCUUACAAAUGGAAUCUAUUGAUGCUAAAGAGGAGACUCAGAUAAUCGAUAAUAGCCACCAGCAAAUAAAUUCAAAAAGUGAGACUACUUCAGAUUCAAAUAUUGUUAGUUCAAAAAGGAAUUCUGCCAACGCAAAUGAUACAGAUAUACAUAAAGAUACACCACAACAAUUAGAUCAACACCAAAGUAUUCAUAAACAACCUAUUCAACUUCCUGCUAAUGAAACUGAUAAUACACAAACUGAUAACGUAAUUCAUCUACAAGAAGAAACUAAAUCAUUUAAACAAGAUAAUGAAACUGCUACUGUAAACCAUAAUAAAUUCAAUGAUCAAAAGCAAAAAUCACCUUCAAAGAAUAGGCUUGCUAGAACAAAUCUGUCUAAACCAAAAUCAUCGGCAACUUUUGAUUUUGGUUCAUCAACUGAGAGUGGUGAUGAUUUCUUGUUUAAUAACUCAUCAAUUCAACAGCACCAUAAAAAACAGGAACAGCAAAAGUCAGAAAAUCAUAGCACGAGGAAUCGGAGAACAACUUCUCUUUCACGUAAGCAGGAUUCAAACGAUGAUUUGCUUGACGACAGCUUCCUGAAUUCAGAAUCAGAACCAAAAUCGAAGAAGAUUGCAACACAACCAAUAACAUACAAGAAAACCAAACCAAAAGAUAUGAAUGAUUUAGAUCAAGAUAUCGAUGACCUAUUAAAUGAUGAUCUUGAUUUGAAUGCACCAAAACCAACAACAGCUAGGAGAUCAAGGACCAAAUCUCCAUUUGGAUUUGAUAAUAGUUCGAUAGAAAAAACUUCCACCGAUGAUCUGUUUGGAAGUUCCUUUGAUAUAGGUCAUCCUCCAAAUAAUACACAUCCUAUAAAUUCUCAAAAGGCUACUCGAUCCCCAAGCAGGGCACGAACCUCAACGAAAAACAAUCGGAACAAAUCUAAAAGUCCAUUUGGAUUUGAUGUAUCGAGCCAAUCUGAUAACAUAGAUGAGGAUGAAUUAUACAAUGCCAUCAUGAAUAGUUAA
Messenger RNA from Trichomonas vaginalis G3, 1074 nucleotides. RefSeq lists its product as uncharacterized. The transcript has a single exon. Bases 1 to 1074 code for a protein of 357 amino acids. The record is from RefSeq and is a predicted model, not a curated record. NCBI's taxonomy places the organism in Eukaryota, Parabasalia, Trichomonadida, Trichomonadidae.